CAAACCAUCAUAAAAUGAUUGUUACCAAUAUACUGAUUAAAUUUAAGAAAAAGAUCAAAGCAGCCAUGGCAGAUAUAAACUCCCCUGCUGUUCACGAUUACGCAUGGGAAAGUGGCGCUAAAUUCUGGUGUUAUUUUUGUGCAAAAGAAAUUGAGAAACAUCAGAGACAAGAUGAAGUAGCGAUAAAGAAUGCUGGACUAUUAGAGCAUUUAACAAGCACUGACCAUGAUACAUUUACAAAUGAUUUCUGGCGAAAACAUAAAAUUGAAGGAACCAACAAAAAUAUCUACAUACUUCCAAAGGAUAAACUAAAGAGAUUCUUGGAGAAUACAGAGGGUAAGAAAAGAGAGUAUACUAAAAAGAAAGAAGAUGCUAUUAAUAAGGAAGUAAAAAGAAUCCAGCAAAUGGAAGCGAGACGUCAGUUUUACAAACGUGAGUCAAAACAAGCGACUAUAGUUGACAGCACUAAUCAAGGCGAGACAAAGGCGGAUAACCAGAGAUCACAUGGGAUGGCAGAUCAGGCUACAGAGAAAUUGGGUGGAGUUAGAACAGCCUCCGUGCACGCUGAAGGUUUAACUAACAUAGGACCACAGUUAAAAGCAGAUUCUGAAGGGAAUAUAUUCACUGGUGCCACUCCCCCCUGGUUGCUAGGCAAUGAUAGAUCCGCAGAGUCUGGUAGCCGUGGCAACACCAUAGGCCCAACUCUGGAUGAUUUUCAACAACAUUUACAUAAAGAGCAAAAGAAGAAACUCCCCUCUACCCGUGUCGGGGCAAACUUUGAUCAUGCAACAACAUCAGAUCAGCAAUGGCUGCCAUCUUUUGGUGGAGUCUGGACUCAUGGAAAACGUUCUGACACAAAACAACAUUUUCUCCAAAAAUAUGCCAAGUCUUCUAAAAGGUCGCCCAGUGCUGCAAUUGGAUCAGCUGAACAAGCAGAAACUGGAACUGAAUCGGUGGACACAACAGUACUAAAACCUUACAUAAGGAAGCGACCAAAAUUAGAAGUCCAAAGUGAGACUACAUCCUCACAUUUAAGUUACUCCCAUAAUUCUCAGCAGAAUUUGAAUAGAACUCGGGACUCAACCUCAGCUGACUUCGUGCAGUCUCAGUAUGAGGCGCAUGGAAAUCAAUAUGGGACACGUGGAAACCAAUAUGAGACACAUGGAACCCAAUAUGAGACACAUGGAACCCAAUAUGAGACACAUGGAAACCAAUAUGAGACACAUGGAUACCAAUAUGAGACACAUGGAAACCAAUAUGAGACACAUGGAAACCAAUAUGAAACACAUGGAAACCAAUAUGGGACGCAUGGAAACCAAUAUGGGACAUAUGGAAAUUGGACACAUACUACUCAAUUUGGACCAAAUAUAACUCAACAUGCUUCAAAUCCAACCCAGUAUGGGUCAGAUUCACUUUUCCCCAAACAUAGACCACAAGUACCCUCUAACCCUAAGUCCAUGGGAUUUCAUGGGAAAACCUCAACUGAUGCAUAUAACAGAGGAUCAAAUACACAUAAUACAUAUCAAUCUAGCUCAAUUUCAAAUAAAUUAACUAAAAAACUGGACACCUAUCGUGAUAUUGAAUUUGCUAAUACUAAACAAAGAAAUCCUCAAGAGAGAUUUCACAAAAAGCCACAUGGAUUUUUGGAGAAAUCUCAGAAAUUUUCCAUAACAUCAGAAAAACUCCACAAAGGUACAACUCAUGGGGAAUUAAAACCAUAUACACGAAAGAAAAAAUAA
This is a messenger RNA of Owenia fusiformis, 1739 nucleotides long. Lineage: Eukaryota; Metazoa; Annelida; Polychaeta; Sabellida; Oweniidae. The record is from the annotation of a GenBank genome assembly.